AUGUCCAAACAACGUGGAAACAUUGUGUUCGAAACCUCAAUGGGCGUAGUUCAGAUCGAACUCUAUUGGGAUCAUGCACCAAAGACAUGUACCAAUUUUUACGAACUUGCUAAGCGUGGCUACUACGAUGGAAUUAGUUUCCAUCGUAUUAUUGCCGUAAGUGGUGAUCCUACAGGAACAGGUCGCGGAGGAGCCUCGAUUUAUGGAAACAAGUUUGAGGAUGAAAUUCACCCUGAUCUUAAGCAUACUGGUGCUGGUAUCCUAAGCAUGGCCAACUCUGGCCCCAACACUAAUGGAUCCCAGUUCUUCAUUACACUUGCCCCUACACCGUGGUUGGAUGGAAAACACACGAUUUUUGGUCGUAUAAGCGAUGGAAUGAACAUUGUCAAGAGAAUGGGUCUAGUCCCUGUGGAUUCCAAUGACAGGCCCAAGGAUUCUGUCCGUAUUGUUCAUGCCCGUGUCGAUUAA
This is a messenger RNA of Phycomyces blakesleeanus NRRL 1555(-), 468 nucleotides long. RefSeq lists its product as hypothetical. Lineage: Eukaryota; Fungi; Mucoromycota; Mucoromycetes; Mucorales; Phycomycetaceae. The record is from RefSeq and is a predicted model, not a curated record. The transcript has 9 exons. Gene Ontology annotation, biological process: protein peptidyl-prolyl isomerization. Gene Ontology annotation, cellular component: catalytic step 2 spliceosome. The coding region runs from base 1 to 468 and encodes 155 amino acids. Gene Ontology annotation, molecular function: peptidyl-prolyl cis-trans isomerase activity.